Molecule: messenger RNA, 1275 nt
Organism: Linum tenue
Lineage: Eukaryota; Viridiplantae; Streptophyta; Magnoliopsida; Malpighiales; Linaceae
Source: the annotation of a GenBank genome assembly
AUGGAUCAAUCCUCCCCUCCCGGCUACAUGCCCACCUUCUUCUUCUACGGUCCUAAACACGACCCCAAACCCUCCUCCCAAAACGACGUCGUCGACAAGCUCAAAUCCACCCUCUCAACCACCCUCACCCACUACUACCCUCUCGCGGGGCGCUACGGAAACGACGGCGUUUCCAUCGACUGCAACGACCGAGGCGCCACCUUCGUGGUCGCCCACGUGGCACACGACAUGUCGUCCUCCGUCCUCGAGGCGCCAGACGAGGAUCGUCUCGUGCAGCUCCUCCCCUGCCCCCCUCAGGAGAAAUGCCUCGACGACGACGACGGGAAACUCAUUCUCCUGACAGUUCGAGUCAACUUCUUCGACUGCGGCGGGAUCGCCAUCGCAGCGUGUGCAUUCCACGGCGUCGCUGACGCGUCGUCCCUCUCCUGCUUCCUCCAGUCGUGGGCCGCCAUCUGUCGCGGCGACACCGCGGUCAACGACCUCUUGAAAGGCGCCGUCGUCGACUACAGCUCCCUCUUCCCGUCCCAGGACCUCCCUCCCCAACCGAAAACCGUCGACGAGGAGGGCACCGACGUGGAACCGAAACGCGCGGUGGUGGCGAAACGUUUCCUCUUCCCCGGUUCAAAGAUCGCGGAGCUGAGGGAGAAGAUCGGGUGCUUCCGUGGCAGGCAGAGGACACGUGUCGAGGCGAUGUCGUCGCUGAUGUGGGCCGCGUCCAUACGCGUCUCGCAGCAGAAGAAGAAGGAGGCGACAAAAGAAGGAGAAGGUGGUAAUAACAAAGGGUUGCAUUCGGCGGUGAUGGUGGUGAACUUGCGGACGAGGACGAGCCCGCCUUUGCCGGCGAUGUGUAUGGGGAACCUCAUCCAGCUGACGGAGCCGGUGACGUGGCCGGUGGAGGAGGAGGUGACGGCGGAGGAAGGGAUGGGGGAGCUGGCGGGGAAGUUGAGCGGGGCGGUGAGGAGGAUCAACCACGAGUACUUGAAGAAGCUGCACGAGAACGAGUCGGAGGGUUAUUUCGGGCUGAACAAAUCUUUCGGGGAAGAGUACGCGAAGGACGAUUUCAUAAUGAUAAGCAGCUCGUGCAGGUAUCCGACGUACGGGGCGGACUUCGGGUGGGGGAAGCCCGUUUCGGUGAACGGGUUUGCCCCGAAUAAUAAGAUGGUGGUGCUGUUGGAUGCCAAGGAUGGGGAAGGGAUUGAGGCUUGGGUGACGUUGUAUGAGGAUGAUAUGGCCGUAUUCGAGAAGGAUUCCGAUCUGCUUUACUAUGCUAGCUAG